Meloidogyne enterolobii is the source of this 2802-nucleotide messenger RNA. Lineage: Eukaryota; Metazoa; Nematoda; Chromadorea; Rhabditida; Meloidogynidae. The record is from the annotation of a GenBank genome assembly.
AUGUUUUUUCUAGACCAAUCCCUCUCAGCAACAACAGCAACAUCUCCAUUUCCCCAAACAUUUUUAACCUCAACUAAUAUAGCAACAACACCAUUACAUAGGGUUUAUUCGGCAGGUUUAGUUGAAGAGCCUACUUCAACUACUGGAGAGGUUCCAGAGGAAUGGAAUAGUACUAAUCAAAGCCUCGGGUUGGAUGAUUUGAGAGUACACGAAUUAAAGACUGAAUGUAAAAAGAGAGGAUUGGCUGUUUCUGGAUCUAAACAAGCGUUGAUUGACCGGCUUCAACCUUUUGAGCAUUCAAUAAUUUUGCAGCAACAAAGGGAGUCUUUGCUUAUAUUUAAUGAAGGAAUUGUGUUAAAAAAGAAGAAAAAGAACGUUAAUAAUGGUGUUGUUGUUGACUCGUCUCCAGCUUUGUUUUCUUCUAAUUCUUCUUGUUUGGGGGGAGAAAGUGGCGGCGGCUGUUGUUCCUCUCCUUCUGUUAUUGAUGCGGUAAUUGACUCAGUCAUCGAUGGAAGAAAUGGAUACACUGAAGCAACAACAAAUUUAAAAAUUAAUUCAAGACUAAAAAAUAAUAACAAAAACAUUAAUAAACAAAAAAGAAUUGGUAGAACAAACAACAAAACAACGAACAUGUUUUUCAGUAAAAGUUGGAAACCAGUGUUUUUGGGAAACUUUAAUAAAAAUGUUGGGUGUAAAUGUUGUUCGUGUGGGCAUAAUAAUAAUAAUGUUUAUCUGAACAACAAAAACAUGGAAAACAUUGAAAUAAGGGGAAACAAUGAACAACAAUGUUUGUUGGAGGAAGAGAAGAGAGUAGAGGAGGGAGAUGAUAAAAUUGUAGAAGAGUUAAAAGAGGUUGGAGAUGAAGAAGGAAAGGAGGAAGGGAGAGAAGAUGUUGAUGAAAAACAAAAUGUUUCUCCGACAAUAGAAAAAACAUUUAGUUUUGCUACAAUGGGAUCUGGAGGACAAUUUACACCAUUAGAACCUGCUGAUAUCAGUAUUGUUAUUUCUGAAGAAAAUAAAACUUGUUGUAAAGAGGAAAAACAACUUGACAAAGAACAACAAAAACAACAACAAAUCAACUCAAAAACAUUUUUAGAACCUCCCCAAACUUUAAUAAAACAACAACAAAAGUUUAGUACAAAUAAAUGUUGUAAUUAUCAACAACAACUUUGUUGUUGUUCGCCUUUUCAAAUGUUGUCGUCUCAUUCCUCUCCAUGUUCAGAUGUUUGUUGUUCGGAUGUUUGUGUUCCAAGUUUUAAUAAAAACAAUGUUGUUGGAGAAGAAAUAAUACCAGAACAACAACAAAAACAUUUAAAUGAACAAAACAUAUUUCAACAAAAACAUCAACAACAACAACAUGUUUCGAUUAGAGAAAAUGAAAACAACAACAUAAACAACGCAAUAAACUGUUGUUGUUGUUUACAAAACCAACAACAAUGUUUUGUUGGAAAUGAACAAUUAUUGAGUGCUGCAACAUUAUCAAAACAUGAAGAAUUGCUUAGACAACAACAACAAAAAAUUGCAGAAUUACAAAAAGAAUUGACUCGUUCACAAAUAGGUUUACAAAAACAUCAACAAAUGUUGGGAGAAGCUAGAAAAGAGUCCCAACCUAGAGAUCCGGAAACUGGAAUAAUUUUUGGGCAGGUUGAAUAUUGGCUUGGACAAUUAAUAAAUACCCAUAGAGAACAACAAUUAACGUUGGAGAGACAAAUAAAUGGGCAAAAAGCCUUAGUUUGUGCUGAGCAAAAACUUCAGGAAGAAUUACAUACAGAACAAGCAGUUCAAGAUAUUUGUAGAUUAAUUGGGCAAGAAUCAAAAACAGCAUUGUUAAUUGUUCGGCUUUUGAGGCGUUAUCAGCUUGAACAUAAUAGUAGUCUAUUAAAUAGUAAUACAACAACAACAAACCAAACAAACCAACAACAACCUCUCUUAAAUUAUUCUCCAAACAAUAACCUUUUAUUACAACAUUCCGAACAUUCAUUAAAUACUCAAGAAGAACAAAAUUUAGUUGAAACAACAACAACAAAACAUAAGAGAAAAGUUGGGAAACAUUCAAACAAAGAAAAACAUCAAAACAUUAACAACAUAACAAUGUUUAAACGCAAAGGAGGUGUCCGAAGUAAAUCUGCAUUGGAAGGUUUAAUUUCAAACGAACAUACAAAAGAUGUUUUUAAACGUUCGAGUUGUGAAUGUUUUGACAACAACAAUAUUAAUAAUCAGAAACGGCCAAACUCAUCUUUGGGAGCAAUCAAUUCCGGUAGUACUUUUGACAUGGAAGAAAUUUUCCGUUCAGUCCUCGAAGGAAACAAUAAUAGCAACAACAACAAUAAUUCCCCUCAACCAACAACAACACCAAUUAACAAUAAUAUUUAUUUAGCAGAAUCCCAAUUAUUAAUAGAAGAACAAAGACAACAACAAUCCUUUGAACAUAUUAUACAUAGUCAAGAAAUGGAAAAAACAAUGCAGGAUUUAAUGGAAGUUUUACAAAAUGAUCAAUCUACAACAACAACAACAACAAAUUGUAUAAAUAAUUCCCAAACAGAUCGUUUAGCCAAUUUUUUGGCCGAAGAAGUUGAAAUGCAUCGAAAUAAUUCCUCCAACAUUUUUUCGUCUUCUUUCACUGCCUCAACAAAUUUAUUCCAUGAAUUAAACAAUAAUAACAAUAACACUCCUCAACAACAACAAACAUCAUUCACAACAGAAAUAGCUCAGAAUGAAGAGAAUACUUUAUUUUUUAAUGAGGAAAACGAAAGGGCAAUCGACUGGUUAGAUUCCUUUGACUCGUUCACAGCUGUCUUUUAA